This is a messenger RNA of Rosa rugosa (rugosa rose), 558 nucleotides long. RefSeq lists its product as uncharacterized. The transcript has a single exon. NCBI's taxonomy places the organism in Eukaryota, Viridiplantae, Streptophyta, Magnoliopsida, Rosales, Rosaceae. The record is from RefSeq and is a predicted model, not a curated record. The coding region runs from base 1 to 558 and encodes 185 amino acids.
AUGGAGGAAAUUUUGAACUUCUGCAACCACAUCCUGGGGGCUUGUCGAGAGCUAUUGGAAGUGCUGCAGAUUUAUAGGCGAGCUUCGGGGCAAUUGGUUAAUUUUGCCAAAAUCUCGGUGGGGUUUAGUAAGAAUGUAUCUGAGGAGAUGAAGGAGGAGAUCUCUGGUACUUUGGGUGUAGAGGUUGUUGCCUCACAUGAGAAGUAUCUUGGGUUACCAACUUACGUGGGGCGCAAGAAAACUUCAACUUUUCAUUAUAUCAAGGAAAGGUUGGCUAAGAAAUUGUCUGCUUGGCAAGGGAAGCUGUUUAGUGGAGCAGGGAAAGACAUUUUGAUACGUGUAGUGGCCCAGGCACUUCCUACGUACGCUAUGAGUGUCUUUCAGUUGACUAAGAGUUUCUGUGAUGAUUUGGAACAAAUGUGUGCAAAAUUUUGGUGGGGUAGCUGUUCGCUCAAAAAUAGUCUCGGCAACGUGUCACUCGGCCGAGGUCUUCUUGGCUUACACGCGUCCUUCUGGCUUGGUGACGUGUGCACGGGCGUGCCAACUUGCAGCCGGUAG